Molecule: messenger RNA, 737 nt
Organism: Ceratina calcarata
Lineage: Eukaryota; Metazoa; Arthropoda; Insecta; Hymenoptera; Apidae
Gene: PTPMT1
Product: protein tyrosine phosphatase, mitochondrial 1
Exons: 6
Coding region: 71-685 (204 amino acids)
Biological process (GO): protein dephosphorylation
Molecular function (GO): phosphatidylinositol-4,5-bisphosphate 5-phosphatase activity; phosphoprotein phosphatase activity; phosphatidylglycerophosphatase activity
Source: RefSeq, a predicted model, not a curated record
CAUAAGUCGAAUAGAAAGUGUUGAAAGGAGAUUGUUCCAAACGAUCUGUAUAUACACAAAGCCUUUCAAAAUGAUGACUCCAGCAGCAAUGUUUGCGAGAGUGUCGUUUUAUCCAACGCUGGUCUAUAAUGUGUUGAUGGAAAAAAUUUCAUCAAGAAAUUGGUAUGAUAGAAUUGACGAGACCGUUAUAUUGGGGGCUUUACCAUUUCGAAGUAUGACAGAAAAGUUAGUAACUGAAGAAAAUGUUAAGGGAGUUGUUUCAAUGAAUGAAGAUUACGAAUUACGAUUGUUCUCAAAUUCAGAAAAGGAAUGGAAAAAACAUAACGUGGAGUUUUUACAAUUAUCUGUAACAGACAUUUUUCAUUCUCCACCCCAAGAUAAAUUAGAGGGCGGUGUAAAGUUUAUUAAUAAAUUCCGUAAUGUACCAAAAGAAUUGUCGGGCUCUGAUAAAUGUACCGAUGACUCUGAUAAUGUCGGGAGCGUUUAUGUACAUUGUAAAGCAGGGAGGACACGUAGUGCAACCUUAGUGGGAUGCUAUUUAAUGAUGAAAAAUCAGUGGACCCCAGAGGAAGCAGUAGCAUAUAUGCAGCAAAAGAGACCUCAUGUACUACUACGUCCUUUGCAAUUGGACGCGUUAAGAGAAUUUUAUACAAAUAAUAUAGAAAAUAAUAAAUCAUGUAAAUAGUUAUUGCUGAAAUUUAUGCAUGAUAAAAAAUAUAAUUUAUCUUCACCAUAUA